This is a messenger RNA of Didymodactylos carnosus, 552 nucleotides long. Lineage: Eukaryota; Metazoa; Rotifera; Eurotatoria; Philodinida; Philodinidae. The record is from the annotation of a GenBank genome assembly.
AUGAGUGUUAUUAUUCGAUUAAAUCGUUCAUCAUUAUGUGCUCAUCAUACAAGCUUGAAAACGGCUCAUCGUACAAUAUUAAACAAUCGAGAUUGGCGUCCCGGUCAUUUCAUACCAAAAACGGAUGAAGAAAUAGCUGCUGUUGCUAAAAAGUAUAAUAUGAUACCAGAAGAUUAUAAACCAUUGGAUCCAAAACAUUCUGGUGGUGAUAUGCCGGACAUUACACCAGUUCAAUAUGUAGAUCGUAGUCCAUGGGAAGAUUGGGAUUAUCCAAAUACUCGUCAACACUAUAACGAGCCCAAACAUCGUUAUGAAGGUGUCAGAUGGGAUCGUUAUCGGAUUUAUUAUGAUCCAAACAAAUUACCUUAUAAACCAUGGCAAAAACCGUUUUUACUGAUGGUAUUACCAGCGACUUUCUAUAUUAUUCAUUGCCUUUUUGGUGAUAUUAAAUGGCCAUACUAUCCAUCGUUUGAUCCACAAAGAGUUGAAGAAAACGCCGUACAUUAUACAUUUGAAAAACCAACUGCGGAAAGUAGAGAAAUUCUUCGUUAA